AUGAAACUUAAGAAAGAGUGCAAAGAUCUUUUAACAGAUCCUGAAUACUGGAAAACUGUUUCAGAACCAACUUUACUUAGUUUUUUAGCGUAUAGAAAAAAAACGAUCAUUGCAUCUCUUUCUCAGGACCAAGAAUAUUUACGAUAUCAAAGAAAUUUAGAAAAAAUUAUAUCAAAUUAUAAUCAAGGAACUAAUUGGCAUAAAACCGCGACUUUGGCAUUAAAAAACUUAAAGACACGUGAUACGAUACAAGCCUAUGAAAUUGGAAAAAACUACCUUUCACGUACCUCAUCUGUAGUUGAAAACAUAAAUGUUAAUGAUUUAUCUGACGAAAACACGUUUUUGGUAAACCAGAAUGUGGCCUCAUCGUCAAAAACAACGACAAUUACAUCCACAUCCACCCUCACCGCUAGUGACAACAAUGAUGAUGAAUCGGAGAUCUCAACCUCAUCAAUUUUAGGCAAGCGCGUGCGUGAAGAUAAAUCCGUCGAAAUGGAUGAAAUAAUUGUCGAUUAUACCAAGCAUCAAUUGUUAAAAGAAUAUUGCACUUUACUUUCUAAACUACAGCAUCAUCCAGUUGAAGAAGAAUCACAACGCGCUCGUCACCUUAUUAGCAUGUUAAGAUGGCAUGUAGUUGACCAAGAAAUGUUUAACAGCAUAGGUUGGACCAAAAUCCCACAGCGACACUUUGUUUCAAAACCAAGUUUUGGUUUAAGGCUCGUUUCUAAUGUAUUGAAACAGCACUCAAACAAUCAGCUUCAUCUGGCGGAACGAUCACUUCAAAAUUUGAUUAUGAAUAAUAAAAUCAAAGACAGUGAUCAUAGCUCGUUUAUCACAUCAAUUAUGCAAUUUUUUUCUCGGAAAUUAGAUGAUAAAUAUUUCGAUAUAGAUGCUUUGACAGUUGUAUCCGUUGUUUCCAGCAUGAUCUUAUAUACGCCGACAUCAUGCCGCGGUCUUGGAAGUUCCCCCUUUGAAAAUCACAUUAAAGCAGAAUUAUGGACAAAAAUAUUCUCUAAUGUUUUCACGCUUAAUAAAACGAAAUUUGUUCCUGUUUGGGAAUUACAUCAUCUAAUUUCUGGGAAUGGUAGUAGAGGUUCUGCCCGAUCAGAUUUUGGUGCUAUAGUUACAAAUCGCAACGAUUUACAAUUUCCCUUCUUUAUAGUCGAAUUUGAAAGAGGAGGCUUUGAGAUUCAUAAAGAUAACUUAGUAGUUGUAUCAGAGGCAGUGUACGAAUUUAAUCGUAUAUUAGCUUUGGCACAUGAUCUAUCGGAAGAAGAAGUUAACAGAACUCGUAUCCAUAUAGGUUUGGUGAAUGAUACUCGAAUAAGUUUUAGUACAAUUACACCUAAAAACAUCGAAAAUGCUUUACAACUAGUUACUUACUUGAGAGAAACCAUUUGUGAAGAUGGGCUGUGGAUCGAAACAAUCUUGAACAGGGAACCUACAAGAUACAAUUAUAAAUUAAAAACAUUAUUACCAAAACUACCAAAUGAAGCUCUCAAAUCAAGAACUUCUGAGACUAAAUUUACGCCACUUUCAAAAAGGAAGCGAUACGUCUUUUCAGAUACAUUGCAAUACACUUAA
This is a messenger RNA of Cetraspora pellucida, 1584 nucleotides long. The record is from the annotation of a GenBank genome assembly. NCBI's taxonomy places the organism in Eukaryota, Fungi, Glomeromycota, Glomeromycetes, Diversisporales, Gigasporaceae.